Molecule: messenger RNA, 528 nt
Organism: Soboliphyme baturini
Lineage: Eukaryota; Metazoa; Nematoda; Enoplea; Dioctophymatida; Soboliphymatidae
Source: the annotation of a GenBank genome assembly
GCCGAUAAAGGAGGCAACAUUGAGGAACAAGACAGAGCUGGGAACGCGGAGGAUAUCACAAACCAAUCAACCAAGGGAGCGUCGAAACAGCGUCGAAGCUUGAUCAACUUGGAGAUAGAACACCUGAAGGAACUGCUGCCCCUGUCGGAAACGACCAGGAACCACAUAUUCCAGCUGCAAGUGAUGGCACUGGUCUGCACGUACAUCCGCAAGCACCAUUAUUCGGACUGCAGUACCUGGCGCUGGCAUUCAACCCUGUUGAGUCAUCGUUGGGCAGGCACCUUCGAGAAAGCGUUGCGAGAAUUUCUGCUGGUGUUCGAUCGCCAAGGGAAGAUUCUGUACAUAUCUGGGAACGUCAACGAAUUCCUCGGUCAUUCGGUGGAGGAGCUGUUGUGCCACGGCGACAGCAUAUACGAUUUGAUCGAUCCGAAGGACCACAGCAGCGUGCAAUCCGUUCUGUGGUCCGGGCUACCGUCGACGAGCAUAACGAAGCCAAGCGUCGACGAUACGACUAUCAUCUGCCGCCUG